Molecule: messenger RNA, 3000 nt
Organism: Dromiciops gliroides (monito del monte)
Lineage: Eukaryota; Metazoa; Chordata; Mammalia; Microbiotheria; Microbiotheriidae
Gene: ISL1
Product: ISL LIM homeobox 1
Exons: 6
Coding region: 201-1250 (349 amino acids)
Biological process (GO): axonogenesis; neuron fate specification; positive regulation of transcription by RNA polymerase II
Cellular component (GO): nucleus
Molecular function (GO): cis-regulatory region sequence-specific DNA binding; DNA-binding transcription factor activity, RNA polymerase II-specific
Source: RefSeq, a predicted model, not a curated record
GCAGCGCCUCUUCUACUCAAACUACACGGGCUUAAAUUGGACUGAUCAGCGAGAGCGCAGCACAGCCCUGCAGCGUUUCUCACCCUUGCAACAACAGUGACCAAUAUUUCACACUUAGCAACAGCUCCAACCUCCUCUCUGGUCUUUUAGUCAACUGUACAACCACCAUUUCACUGUGGACAUUACACCCUCUUACAGAUAUGGGAGACAUGGGAGAUCCACCAAAAAAAAAACGUCUGAUUUCCCUAUGUGUUGGUUGCGGCAAUCAAAUUCACGAUCAGUAUAUUCUGAGGGUUUCUCCGGAUUUGGAAUGGCAUGCGGCAUGUUUGAAAUGUGCGGAGUGUAAUCAGUAUUUGGACGAGACCUGUACAUGCUUUGUUAGGGAUGGUAAAACCUACUGUAAAAGAGAUUAUAUCAGGUUAUACGGGAUAAAGUGCGCCAAGUGCAGUAUCGGCUUCAGCAAGAACGAUUUUGUGAUGCGUGCCCGCUCCAAGGUGUACCACAUCGAGUGUUUCCGAUGCGUGGCCUGCAGCCGUCAGCUCAUCCCCGGGGACGAGUUCGCGCUGCGGGAGGACGGCCUCUUCUGCCGGGCGGACCACGAUGUAGUAGAGAGAGCCAGUCUGGGAGCCGGCGACCCUCUGAGCCCCCUUCAUCCUGCGCGGCCGCUGCAAAUGGCAGCAGAACCCAUCUCUGCUAGGCAGCCGGCUUUACGGCCCCAUGUCCAUAAGCAACCAGAGAAGACCACCCGAGUCCGGACUGUCCUUAAUGAAAAACAGCUCCACACCUUGAGGACCUGCUAUGCUGCCAACCCCAGACCUGACGCUCUCAUGAAGGAGCAACUAGUGGAAAUGACUGGCCUCAGCCCCCGAGUGAUCAGGGUCUGGUUUCAAAACAAGAGGUGUAAGGACAAAAAGCGGAGCAUCAUGAUGAAGCAGCUCCAGCAGCAGCAACCUAAUGACAAAACCAAUAUCCAGGGGAUGACAGGAACUCCGAUGGUGGCUGCUAGCCCAGAGAGACACGAUGGCGGUUUACAGGCUAACCCUGUGGAGGUGCAAAGUUACCAGCCUCCUUGGAAAGUACUGAGUGACUUCGCCUUGCAGAGUGACAUCGAUCAGCCUGCCUUUCAGCAACUGGUCAAUUUUUCUGAAGGUGGGCCAGGUUCGAAUUCCACUGGAAGUGAAGUAGCAUCAAUGUCCUCUCAGCUCCCAGAUACACCAAACAGCAUGGUAGCUAGUCCUAUUGAGGCAUGAGGAACAUUCAUUCAGGUGUAUUUUUUCCCUUUUGGAGAAAGUGGAAAGUUAUAAUGUUGGACUCCAAAAUAAAAGCAUUUAACAACCCAACUAAUGAAAACUGAAUCUAAGAAUGGAUGCUCCAUGAAGUGCACGAAGUCUGUUUUUAUGACAAGGUGAUAUGGUAGCAACACUGUGAAGACAAUCAUGGGAUUUUACUAGAAUUAAAACAAACAAAAACAAAACCAAUUUAAAAAACCAACAGCAAACCGCUAUCCAGUGAUCAUAGGAGUACUGAAAAAUAAGACAUUUUUAAAAUGUAGAGGAUUUAUAUUCACGGAUCUCAAAAAAAAAAAAAGCUUUUUCAUUUCACUGUACAUCUAGAAUUAAACAAGAAUAGAGAUUUUUCUAGUCCAUCCUAACCCGAAUGGUGCUGUUUCUAUAUUGGUCAUUCAUUGCCUUGCCAAACAGGAGCUCCAGGAGGUUUCAAAAGAUCUCGAAGAGAAACUGGCCUCUUUGGCUGAAAGAUUCAUUGCAGGAAGGUGGAGCUGCAUUGGUUUGCAGUGUUUUUAGUUGACUUUUAACAAGGGGUUGUUUGAAGACCUGGGUCUCUUAGCAUGUCCUGUAGCUGGUUUCUUUUAAAAUUUUUAUUCUUUUUUUUUUUUGAGAUCCAUCCUCUAACAAGAAGUCUGAAGCGACUUUAAAGGUUUUUGAAUUCAGAUUUAAAAACCAAUUUAUAAAGCAUUGCAACAAGGUUACCUCUAUUUUGCCACAAGCGUCUGGGACUGUGUUUGACUUGUGUCUGUCCAAGAACUUUUCCCCCAAAGAUGUGUAUAGUUAUUGGUUAAAACGACUGUUUUCUCUCUCUGGAAAUAAAGAGGAAAAAAAGGAAACUUUUUUUUUGUUUGCUCUUGCAUUGCAAAAAUUAUAAAGUAAUUUAUUAUUUAUUGUCGGAAGACUUGCCACUUUUCAUGUCAUUUGACUAUUUUUUUUUGUUUGCUGAAGUAAAAAAAAAGAGAAAAAGGUUGUACCGUGGUCUUUGAAUUAUAUGUCUAAUUCUAUGUGUUCUGUCUUUUUACUUAAAUAUUAUGUGAAAUAAAAGCGCCAUAUGUAGAAUUAUAUCUUCAGGACUAUUUCACUAAUAAACGUUUGGCAUAGAUAAAGAAAUCAGUGCUCCGAUUCAGGGUCCCUCUUUUUAUAUGUUUACACCUUAGCAGCUAAGCACCCGGAAAUAAAAGAUUGCAUGCGAUGCAGGUCCUGACAAAGUACAGUAGGCGUGAUAUUUUAUUGCAAGUAGUUAAUGUGCAGCUUGUAAAUUUCGGUUUCAAUAGUUGGAUCAAAGCUGGUUGGAAGCCGUUAGCACUCAGCUGUGAUAAUGUUACAGGUUUUCGAAAAACGAGAUGCUGCUCUCUGCCCUACCCCCUACCUUCCCUUUCCCCUUCCCCUUCCUUUUCCCUUAGUAUCCCUUCCCCUUUCUCUUUUCCUUCCCCCCUCCCCCAAACCAGGUGGGGGAGUGCCCAGUUCAAAAAGGGCUGUGAAUUAUUAUUUUAAGUAAGUGCUGUAUACCAAACUCUCCUGCUUCAGUCUGUUGAAGUGACCCGUAUUUCAAGUAUAAGCUCUUUCUAAGAGGUGCAUUUUGCUUGGCAAGUCAGGUAUGACCAUUAAAUCAGUGGCUACUGUCAGUCGAUUGAGAAAUGUUGCAUCCCUGGUUUAGGGGGAAUAGGGCAAGGAAGGAUCUUCUCUGCAACCAAGGAUCAGUGUGUUAUUUUCU